AUGCCAUCAUCCACAUUUUUUAUCAAAGGGCUUCAGUCAUUAAGAGAUAAUUUUGAGGUAAUAAGAGGAACACCAAGAUACCUCAUAAAUUGCCUUUUUGAAAACCCAACACAAUUUAUAAGGCUUCCUUAUCUGGGGCUGUUUGAUGAGAUGAACAUCUUACUCUUGCUAGACAUUGCGGCCACCAUGACUAGCAGCGACUCAAGAAUCGCAUUUGAUUGGGCUGAACUUCACUUGGAACUGCUAAUGCACAUAUUUUCAAUGUUGAGUUUAUUGGAUAGACUUACCCUUGUUGUUGAGGUGUGCAAAUCGUGGCGAGCGGCAGCUACCUCGGACAAGAAAUUCUUUAAAACCUUGAACAUUCCAGAAUUGCGUCUUUGUCUGGACACUACCAAAUCAAGAGAGCAUAACAGUCAACAACUUCAACUUGCAUUUUUCCAUGCCGUGAAGUUUGGAAGAAACAACUUGACCAAAUUGGUGUUUGAUUCUGAGUUUGAAGUCACCGAUGCUCAUUUCAAGUAUGCAUAUAAAAGGUGCCCAAAUUUGCAAGAGCUAGCUAUGCCAUUCCCAAAUAAUGUAACAAAUGAAGGGAUGAAACAGGCAACCCGAUUCUGGCCUAACUUGAAGUCUCUCUUCAUGGACUUCACUACUACUUUUUAUCCGUCAGAAAUCAUGAUCUUCAACAUUGUCGGAACUCAUUUCCUAAACUUGACAACCUUCAAAUUCUCUUGCUGCAUGCUCAGCGAGGUUACCCUCAAGAUUAUAGCCAACUUGAUGCCGAGGCUGAAGGAGUUAAGGAUACGAUGCGGUAGGGUUAUGACAGAUGUGGUCGAACCAUUCUCAAACAUGCCAAAUCUUGAGGAAGUGUACGUAUCUGAGCUCAGGUCUUCAGCCGUUCCGAGUUUGCCGGACUUGGUGGACGUUCCGGCAAAGAUCCAGGAGGGUCGCAAUCGGAAUAGGCUUUCUGGACUCCGAGUGUUUCAUGCUUGCUAUUGGGAAGAAUGCGAAUGUGUUCCUCAUCCAUCCCUUGGAGGUCCGAUUCUCAACACUCAACAUCUCUUGCGAUGUUUACUUAUGCAUUAUGAUAAUGAUAGGUUAAUCUAG
Molecule: messenger RNA, 1104 nt
Organism: Oldenlandia corymbosa var. corymbosa
Lineage: Eukaryota; Viridiplantae; Streptophyta; Magnoliopsida; Gentianales; Rubiaceae
Source: the annotation of a GenBank genome assembly